CGUUCAGCUCGAUGAAAGCGUAGCGCUCUGUCUGCUCUCCUGGGAAUAUUUUCCCAUCAUAUAAACAUUUACCUGCUGCUGUGCUGGAGCUGACACCGGCAGGAGGAGGGUGACGGCGCGAGGAGUCCUCGAGGCUGCAGGUGUAGCGGUUACUGCCCGUCCUGGCGAGCAGCAGCAGGUGGUCAGGGUCAAAGGUCAAGCUUUCUGUAACCAUGAGGCAGGCGGUGGAGGCUCAGGUGUUAAAUCCGCACUGUGAGUUGGGAGAACACGGUUUGCGUCAGAUCCUGUCUGACGUCAUAGAGGAGGUGAGGCAGUCUGUGAGUCAGGACAUCGACGGAGCAGAGAUCCUCCACAGUCUGCUUAACGCCGCCUGGCUGCAGUCACUUCUCAAGGUUUAUGAGUGUUUGCAAAGAUAUCUAAGAGAUUCUCCUGCACCAGCUCUGGAUUACUCUUCGGGACUCUCGCUUGAGUUGCUGAUUGAUAUCAGGUCCUUACCAAGUUGCUCUGAAGAGGCCAAAGAGCUGUACCAUCUUCUGCGACAGCCACACCUGCAGGCCCUUCUUUCGGCUCAUGAUACAAUAGCUCUGAAGGACUAUGAGCCGGUGUUGCCCCCAAUGCCAGAAGACCUGCCGGACGAUGAGGAGGCCACCCGGAUCGUCUGCCUGGUGAAGAAUAAACAGCCACUGGGAGCAACUAUAAAAAGAAACGAGAUCACAGGAGAGAUUUUUAUAGCUCGGGUGAUUCACGGAGGGCUUGCGGAUCGCAGUGGUCUACUCCAUGCAGGGGACCGGAUCAUAGAGGUGAACGGUUUUCCUGUGGACGGGAUGGAGCCUGAGCAAGUUAUCCAAGUUGUGCAAGCUCGGUCGCAUGGCACCAUUAUGUUUAAAGUCAUUCCCAUCACAGAAAGGCCGGUCCACAACCAGACCAUGCUAUACGUACGGGCCAUGACUGACUACAGCCCUCAGCAGGACCCGGCCAUCCCUUGCGCCGAUGCCGGCAUGAGCUUCAGAAGAGGCGACAUCCUGGAGAUUGUGGACCAGACAGAUGCCCUCUGGUGGCAGGCAAAGAAACUACCCAGCAGCACAGCAUGUGCUGGCCUCAUCCCCUCCACCAACCUCCUCAAACGGAAGCAGAGGGAGUUCUGGUGGUCACAGCCUUACCAGCCACACACCUGCAUUCAGACCUUGAGCACUGUAGAGGAAGAGGAAGACUUAAUGGCGAUUGAUGACAAAUGUGUGGAAGCAGACGAGGAGGCAUUUGAUUCUGAGGAGCUCAGAGAAGAGGAGGAUGACUUUAGAAGCAACAUUGAAGGAAUAUAUUUAGCGGGCUUUAGGCGCAGCAUGCGUCUGUGUCGGCGGCGGGCUCACAGCACCACCCAGCCGUCCUGCAACACCCGUUGCCCCAGCAGCUGCUACAGUGCCCUCAACAGUCCAUAUGAGGAGGUGGUUCGUUACCAGCGCCACUCAGAGGAUGUACACCGCCUCAUUGUCCUCUUAGGUCCGUCUGGUGUAGGUGUGAAUGAACUUCGAAGGCGUUUGGUUGAGAUGAACCCAAACAUCUUCCAGGGACCAGUGCCAUACACUACAAGAGCACCCAGAGGAUAUGAGGAAUCUGGCAGAGAAUAUUUCUUCGUCAGCCGAGAAGUCUUUGAGAACAUGGUUUAUCACAACAGGUUUCUGGAGUACGGCGAGCACAAAGGGAACAUGUACGGCACCAGCAUCGAGUCUGCAAAGGAGGUUUUAAACAGCGGCAAGAUCUGCGUCAUCGACAUUGAGCCAAACGCCCUCCAGGCAGUGAGGACACACGAACUGAGGGCCUUCGUCAUCUAUCUUAAGCCUCCGACUCUGGAGCGCCUCAGGGAGACAAGACAGGACUCGUAUAUCACCACCAACUACUACGUCAACCGGCCAUUCAAAGAUGAAGACUUCCAGGAGAUGGAGGAAGCAGCACGGAAGAUUGAGUCAAACUACUGGCAGUUCUUUGAUCAUGUGAUCAUCAACAAUGAGCUGCAGGACUCCUGCGUUGAGCUGCUGACCGCAGUGAUGAGGGCGCAGGACGAGCCACAGUGGGUCCCUGCCAGCUGGAUUCGACCCACGUCAGAGUCCUAGGAGCAAAGUAGAGGAGAGGACGUCGGGUCAAAGCAGUGAUUUUUUUUUUCUUUUUUUUACUGUACAGUUUUUAAAAAAUGAAAUCGUGACAUGUAAAUUCAGUGAUUGCUUUUGUAAAUAUACUCGUGUGUGUGUGUGUGUGUGUGUGUGUGUGUGUGUGUGUGUGUGUGUGUGUGUGUGUGUGUGUGUGUGUGUGUCACAUGUGAGCUGGACUUUAAGUCUCUUCAAAUCCCCAAAGAUGAAAUGAAGCUGGAUCCAAGCUCAAAGAAAUUCCUGAAUUUGUGUCCGUUUGUCACAGUUUUGUUUUUUAUUUUUUCAGUCAGCAGGAACAUAUGUAGCACCUCUUCAAAUAAAAGACGCCUGCAGGACUUAAAUUCAAACAAAACUGCCUCUUUUCCUGCCCUCCUCCCUAUUCUUGUACACAGACUUCCAAUAAAAGAAACAUAUAGCUAAAGCAUGUUUGUCCUCUUUGGCCAUAAAUGAUUUCUUGAUCCAUUCCAGCCUAAAAUGACACAUUCUCAUGUAAAAUGGUGGGUAAAAUGAACAAUUAACGUAAAUAAACAAAAAAAAAUAUUGUAUUUUUAAAGGUAUGUUACUGUACACCCAAAGCACUGAUGUUUGCUAAUCCUUGAAAGUUAAAAAAAAACAACAAAUAAAAGUUUGCA
Pundamilia nyererei is the source of this 2773-nucleotide messenger RNA. RefSeq names its product MAGUK p55 scaffold protein 4b (gene mpp4b). Bases 213 to 2108 code for a protein of 631 amino acids. The transcript is spliced from 22 exons. The record is from RefSeq and is a predicted model, not a curated record. Gene Ontology annotation, molecular function: protein binding. NCBI's taxonomy places the organism in Eukaryota, Metazoa, Chordata, Actinopteri, Cichliformes, Cichlidae.